Effrenium voratum is the source of this 6639-nucleotide messenger RNA. NCBI's taxonomy places the organism in Eukaryota, Dinophyceae, Suessiales, Symbiodiniaceae. The record is from the annotation of a GenBank genome assembly.
AUGUUUCGGUAUCGUGAUGAAUAUGCUCCGGCAGUCGCGCUCUUGGGAGUUGGAUUGGCAUUGCUACUGCUGCAACUGCUGGCAUUUGCCUUCCACAAGCUCACAGCUGCUGGCCAGAAGCGGAAGCUCUGUGGUCCUUGGCAAAUCUGGGUGGACUGCGUGCUUACAGCUUGCCCGCUGGCCACCUUGACCUUCGGCAUCCUUCUACCUGUUGGAUUUAGCUACGCAGGCCUGUCAGCGUCAAACUUCUGGGUGGAUGUCAACCUAGAUUUUAGCACCUACCUCGCUGCUGAGUUGGAUGAUCAGUAUCUCUUGGACCUGACGCUGGCAGUGGCCAGAGAUCAAAUCACGCGGAGCGACAAGAUCCACGAACGUGGAGGGGACAGGUGGAGAUCCUGGAACUUUGCCGAGGCCCUGCAGAACCUAAGCAACGGCAGCGCCGCGGUCCCAGACCGGCGGUUGGUGCAGAGGACUCAGAGUGUGACGUAUUGGAGACUUGAUCUUUUCUAUGAGGCCAAAGACUCCGAGAAGGGUAUUUUUACCCCGGAAGCCUUGGAGGAGAUCAGGGACUUCGAGAGUCGCAUCAGAGCUACGGAGGGCUUCGAGACAUACUGCAGGAAACGAUUCGGAGUUGACUGUGACCCGGCAUACUCCGUCACCAACGUAUUCUUUGCGGUUCCCAAUGCGACGACAUCGGAUGGAGAGACAAUGCAGGUGAUCUACGACGGAUCUGGGGGCUUGGCCAACAUCAACGAUGUCUUGCGCGGCUUUCUUAGAGAUGGGGUGGCCUGGUGGGUAGACAAAGACUUCGGCCCAAGAAACGUGCGGAGCCAAUACACCCGAGCCACCUUUUUUGGUGGGGUCCCGCUUCCUGGAUAUCCGGACAUCGAGACGAGGCUGGAUGAACAGUUGGAAAAGUCCAAUCAGUUCUUGGUGAAGCUCUGGGAGACGCUGUUGCACCGAACCGACAUCUCAGGGCCAGACGCGCUGAAGUAUGAGCAUGUGACCUUCACCUGGGUGGAGAGCCGCGCUCUGUACAAUCAUGAGGUGGUGUUCUACUUAAUCAGCGACUGCCUGUUUUGCGCAGGGACCUUUCUGGUUGUCAGUAUUCUAGUCCUCCUCCGGCAACAGAACAUCUUCAUCAGCUUUUUUGGUGUGUUGGGGGUCUUGUUGGCCUUCACCUCGACCUAUUACUUUCACUAUGCAGUCAUGGGGUACAAGAGGCUAACACUGCUGGACUUCAUUUCGCUGUUUCUUAUUGCAAGCAUUGCUGCGGAUGAUAUCCUGUUGCUCUACAACACUUAUCAGCUGGCCCCAGCCUUGCACAGAAAGGAGAUGAAGCCAGCAGAAAAGAUGAGGUGGGCGUACCGAGAAGCUUCUGCAGCCAUGCUGGUCACUUCCGCUACCACUUGCGGCUCUUUCUACGCCAAUUUGCUGUCGAUUGUCACGGUGGUGAGGGCGUUCGGCUUCUUCAUGGGCACGCUGGUGGUUUGGAAUUUCCUCAACGUCCUCACCAUUUUCCCGUCAGCGCUGCUGGUCAAUGACAUGUACUUGAUCCCCUGCCUGCGCUACUUGUGCUGCUGCUGCUGCAGGGGCACAGGCGCGCAGACCAUCGAUACUGGAGCUGAGACCCCGAGGCCAAAUGGAGUGCUGCAGGCAGCCUCUCGCCUCGCCAGGCAGUUUUCCAAGGACCAUGGCUCGCACUCCGCCAUCUCGCUGGAAAUCCAGGCAGAAGUGCAGCAUGAGCGCUUGGAUUGCAUGGAGCGCAUGGUGGCCAAAUAUUUUACGCCUUUCGUGGCCAAGUGUCGGUGGCUGCUGCUGGCUCUGUCCCUGGGCAUCAGCGCAACCUUCAUUACCUUGGCGAUCACCGGCUUUGAGCUUGCCUCAGGCGAUAUUGUCAUCUUCGAGAAGGAUGUCAACCUUGGGCGAGUUGAGAAGCUGCAGACCGAGCUCUUCUCUUCAUACAACAUGCAGGACUUGAACUUCGCAUUGUCUGUGACAAGUCCUCUUUCGCCAACCACGGUGCCCAGUUGCCCCAGGCUGGGAGACAACAAUAGCUGGUGUUCAGGAAGUCGUGGCUCCUGCGACACCUUUACCGGCCAGUGCACCUGUCAGGGCAGCUACGUGGGCCAGGGCUGCUCGGUACCUCUGGCGGCGGGCACCUUGGAUGUGGUGUCCCUGCCCUGGCCACAGCAGGAGAGGCGCUUUGAAGCUAUACACAUCUUGGCGCGGCCGUCAAUGUUGCGGAGUCCUGCAUCCGUGGAAGCCUCUCUGCUGGUUCUGUUGCAAAACAACGGCGACAACAACGUCGAGUGGUCUGUGUCAGCCACGGCGGUUUGGUUGGGCCUGCUGCCCACUUCUGGGGUGGUGGAGAAGCGGAGCUUCAGCCGCGCGGACUACGUCUUCCCGGGCGUAGGCGGCUUCGAAGCCAGCUACUUCUUGGGAGGCCAGUUUGCGGGGUUCAGCGAGGAGGCGACUGCCACAAUCAGCUCAGUCACGCCAGGCAUUGACGAUCAGCAAGUCAUCUUCUCCGCCUCUGUACUGCAACCACCUGCGCUCAGCUUGCUUGAUGUGCUGGUAGCUGAGACGGUCGAGGAGGUAAACGUCACUCCCAUGCUGGAGCCGGCGUUCGCGCUGGAUUAUGGUUUCAGUGACGAUGACAGCCUGAACCUGGCAGCGCCAGGAAAGCGGCCGCAGCCCAGCUACAACGUGUCGGUGCCUUUCGGGGUCCGCGCCAUCGCAGUGCGGCACGUGGCCUACGGCACUGCUGCCGCUGUGGCGGUGGAGGGCGUGAGCAGCAACGGCACCUCCCAGGCCAUCGCCCUUGACAUAGAGCCUGCUAUCAACGUGAUCUCCAUUACUGUGUCCUCCGCUUUGAGCUACGUGAGCGUCAUCUACCACUUAGAGGUGGUCCGUGAAUCGACAACAACAACGACCACGCUGCCUCCAAAUCUCAUUGUUGGUGAGGUGAGCAUAGACGUGUCGAAUUGCAGCUUCCUCUCCACAGAUGAAGCCGCGCAGGGGGACCUCGCGGGCGGCCUGGCGGCCGCGGCCGAGGUCCCGGCCGGCGCGGUGACGGUGGACGUGAGGUGCAGCCGGCGUUUAUCUGAAGAGCGGCAGCUGCAGUCGGGCGGAAAUGUGGUCUACGAGAUGCUGUUGCCAGGGGACUUGGAUCUGGUGGCGACUCUGCAGCGCCUCGAGGAGCAGAGCCCCAGCUCGCUGACGCAGCGCCUGCAGGAGUCCUUGGCUAACGGCACAUCAGGGCUGGUAAUUACUGUCACGGCCAUCUCUCCGUUGCAAGUCAACCCCACCACCACAACUUUGGAGCCCAACGCCACCACCACUGCCACCACCAUCACCACCACGAGCGAAAGCACAACAACCACUACCCGCACGAGCACAUCCUCCAGUAGUACCAGUAUGAGCAGCAGCAGCUCGACAGCCACCAGCACAAGUGCCACCAGCACCAGUGAAACAUCCACGACUGUCACGGGCACGGUAACCACCACCACCAUUACCAGCACGUCAAGCAGCAGCACGUCAAGCAGCAGCACAUCAAGCAGCAGCACGUCAAGAAGCAGCACAUCAAGCAGCAGCACGUCAAGCAGCAGCACGAGAAGUACCAGGACUACCUCCACGGCGACAGUGGAUCCGGCAUUCUCCACCACUGCCACGACAUCCACUCGAAGCACCUAUACCAGCACCAGUGCAAGCUCCACGACAACUGCCACCACAGCCACAAUGACCAGCAGUACUGCAACCACUUUUACGUUGACAACGACGAGCAUCACCGAAACCACUUCUACGUGGUCAACCACGACAAUCACUAGCAGCACUUCCACUCAAACGACGAGCAGCAGCACCAGCACCAGCAGCACCAGCAACAGCAGCACCAGCACCAGCAGCACCAGCACCAGCAGCACUAGCACCAGCAGCACUAGCACCAGCAGCACCACCAGCAGCAGCAGCAGUACCAGCGGCACCAGUACCAGCAGCAGCAGCACCAGCAGCAGCAGCACUAGCAGCACCAGCAGCACUGCCACCGUUACUAGCACCUCCACCACCAGCAGCUCUGCAACACUGACCAUCAGCAGCACCACUACUCAAUCCACAAGCAUCACUAUGACGAGGACAACAAACACUAUCACUACAACGAAUGGGCCUGGGACGGAGACUACAACAACAUCACAGACUCGAACAAGCUCAACAAUAACAACAAAGACCACCACAACAACAUCACAGACUACAACAAGCUCAUCAACAACAACAAAGACAACAACAACAAAGACCGCCACGUCUACGACAUCAACAAGCACAACAACAAGAACAAAGACCACCACGUCUACGACAUCAUCAAGCACCACAACUACCACAACCUUGACUGUGAGCCAGACUCAAACCAGCACGAGCAGUACCACGUCCAGCAGCAGCACAAGCACCAGAAGCACGCAGACAAGCACCAGCGGCACAAGUACCCUGCAAAGCACUUCCAGUAGCCGCACUUUCACGUCAAGUAGCACACUCACAAGUAGUGGCACUUCUGUCACCGGAACCACCACAAGCCUCACUGGCACUACAAGCAGCAGCACAAUCACAUCCACCACCACACUUUUGGACUAUGUAUUCUCAGGCUCGUUGUCUCUGGAGACUAGCAACUGCACUGCCUUGGAAACGCCGGAGGGCCAGCAGGGCUUGGAGAAGGGCAUUGCAGAGGUCGCAGUGGUGGACCCCAGCUAUGUGGAUGUCACAGACGUGGCCUGCAGCCGACGUCUCGCUCUGGAUGAUUCGCGGAGGCUGUCAGAAGUAGUGGUGGUGGGGUACAUCAUUGAUUUGCCGCCAACCACGACGGAUGCAGCCAUAGUUUUGGGAAUCGCUGCGCAGAGCAACCUGCAGUCCGAGAGUCUGCAGUCGCUGGGACAGACGCUGGAGCUGGCGCUGGUGUCCGCUGGGGUCCCGUUGUCUUUGAACGUCACGCAGCUGGGCGACUUUGCCCUUGCGGAGAAGACCACCACCACCAGCACCACCACCACCACCCUAUACUGCCCUGGUGAGCCGGUGUGCGGUGGGAUCCAAGGCGACUGUGUGGUGGCACCCCCAGGAGACCCGCGGCAUUGGGUGUGCCAAUGCCAGGAGACCUACGAUGGCGAGAACUGCUCUGAGCGGAUCUGCCCGAGCUGCCAGAACAACGGCACCUGCGACGAGGGCCUUUGGGGCUGCAACUGCACGGCGGAGUUCCAGGGCGAGCGCUGCGAGCUGCUCCGCUGCCCCAAGGACUGCAGCGAGGCCGGGGACUGCGAUACCUACACGGGCAGGUGCGAGUGCUACAGCGGCUACGCAGGUGAGGACUGUUCAGAGGAGCCCACUCAGCUGGUUCCCAUCACAAACUGCAUCGAGAUCAUGCUGACCUGGGGCCUCAAGGGCUACGAGGUGGACAACACAUCUGCAGCAGUCUUUGAGCAGGCGUUUGACCUUUUUGCACCGGAGGCUCAGGCAUGGUUGCUGGAGACCUGUGCAGAAGCGCGUGUGCGAGAGGACCUCAUGGUUCGAGAACAGCUGGUUUGCUGGAUCGAAGGCUGGGAGCGGUACCUCCGCUCGGUGGAUGGUGAGUUUCCAGUGGAGAACCCUGAUCUGGCCUCCCAGGGUCUCCAGGCGUUCAUGCACCUGGAGGCAGCAGCACCUUUCCUUGGGGAUGUGGCCACCGACCAGCCAGACUAUGAUGGGCGACCGUAUUUUGCCCGUGUGAGGCUCAAAAUUAAUGUGGCCAUGAAUGAUGCGACGUCCUACAGGACAGAGGUGCAAGAACGAUGGGCUGACUGGGUGGAAGCCCGAAACGCCAGAGCACCUGCAAGCGCCGGUGCGAUGCUGAUGGUAUCCGUCACUUUUACGCAGAUGGAGUUGGAGAGUCAGGUGUUGGCGAGCACCUUCAUGGCCUUCGGCGGGUCCAUCACCGUGUCCAUGGUGGCGGUGGCCAUCUUUACGCAGAACCUCAUCCUGGCGCUCUACGUUUGCCUCAAUGUGAUUCUGGUGGUCUGCGUCUUAUCGGGCUUCCUCCUGAAUAUUAUGGACUAUGAGUUUGGAGUGGCGGAGGCUAUUGGCGCCACCAUCUUUGUGGGCCUUAGCCUGGACUACUGCCUCCACUUGGCCCACGCCUACAACGAGGCGCCGAUGUCGGAGUCCCUGGAGAAGAUGCGCCACGCGCUGGUGGUCAUAGGACCUUCGAUCAUGGGCGGCGCCAUCACCACGAUUUCCGGCACGGCCUUUCUGCUGCCAUGCCGCAUCCUUCUCUUCCAAAAGCUAGGCUGGACCCUUUUCGCCAAUGCCAUCGUCUCCAUGGUAUACACUUUCAUGUUCCUGAGCCCGGUGCUCAUCAUUUGCGGGCCCACAGGAUCGAUGGGCACAAUUUUCUGCCUGCCGUGCUUCAGGCGCUGUACUCCUCAUGACCAUGUGGCAAGAUAUGGCGAGAGUCGGGUUCAAGACGCCGACGUGGCGACAUCCAGCAGCACCUUGCCCGAUCCGACGGCGCUGCCUGCGAUCGAGGAGGAGCCCGAGAAUGCGCUGCGGGUGCAGGCAAACGAGUCGCAGGAUGUCAUUGAUGUGGACGAAGUGGCCAAGAUUGAAGUUACAUCUUUUGAUGGAUGA